UAAAAUCACUUGAUUGUAAACAGGUACCACAUACAGUACAGGUGGUAUUCUUUUAGUUACGUUUAUUCAGUGUUUGAAAUUAUAUUGUUGUUGAAAGUAUAUAGGUAGAGACUUUGAUUAAGUCACUACUUUAAGUCAUUUUAUAUGUUUUAAAGUUAUCUAAUAUCUAACAGAACCAGUUCAUAUUUCAAAUACAGUUUUCACGUUUGUUUUCUUUUUUUUUAAAGUAAAAAUUUUUACUAUAUUUGUGCUAAAAGAAUUUAUUUUGUGUGGUGAUUCAAAAUGAGUUCAACUCCAGAUAUAAUGUCCUAUGCGUAUAUUGAUACCAAAGAAGAAUUAAAAGAGAGACAAAAAUUAGAUGAUGAAUUAUGGGAACGAGCUAAGACAGUAGCUAAGAAAGAAUUACGUGAAGAUGAAGAAACUAAAGAACACGCUUUAAGACAUUUACGUGAAUGGAUCAACAAAAAUACUGACAUCGAAAAUUGUCGAACAGAUGAUGGAUUCUUAUUAAGAUUUUUACGUACCAAAAAAUUCAGUUUACCAAUGGCCGAACAAAUGAUCUUAAAAUAUAUAAAUUUACGUCAAAAAAUGUCAAAUUAUUGUUGCAACUUAGAUUAUUUAUCACCUUCAAUUAAUGAACUUAUCAACGAUGGAUUUGUUUUUGCAUCACCGAAUCGUGAUGCUAAAGGGCGUCGCGUGGUUUUCACGAUAAUGAAAAAUUUCAAUCCGUACAAAUAUACAAGUGUUGACAUGGCCAAAAUCCAUGCAAUUACAUAUGAAACCUUAUUGGAUGAUGAAAAAACACAAAUCUUUGGAUUUACUCAUAUUGGAGAUGGUGAUGGCGCAAGUGCAGCUCAUGUAACAUUAUGGAAUUUUACAGAUUUUGCAACAUUAUUUAAAUGGGGCGAGCAAUCUUAUCCAAUGAGGCAUAAAGAAGUUCAUAUUGUUCAUUUAUUGCCCGCUUUCAAAUUCGUUGUGGAUUUCGCUCGGACUCGCGUUAGUUCAAAAAUGAAAGAUCGUUUGAGUUUACAUAACGAUUGGGCAUCAUUAGCAAAAAAAGUGGAUCCAAAUGUAUUACCAAAAGAAUAUGGUGGGAAAAUACCAAUGGCAACAAUGAUUGAAAUGUUUAAAAUGGAAUUAGAUUCAAAAAGAGAACGUUUAUUAGCAUUAGAUAAAAUGAAAUUAUUAAGUGAUCGUGGUAUUAUUUGUAGAAGAAAUAAAAGUUAUCAUAGUACACCUAAUGCAGAGCAAUUCGGUAUAUCAAGUUUACCUGGAAGUUUUCGUCGACUUCAAGUUGAUUAGUGUCUAGCUUAUAAUUAAACAAAUUUUUUUUAUUUUAAUUGUUUUUUAGUUUAAUUUUUCUUUUUUGUUUACAUUUUUACGUUGAUAAAUAUGUACACUGAUUGGCAAAGAAUAAACAAAUGAAGUCGCAUUUAAGAUGAAGACACUUUCGUAUUUUCGUUAUUUAUGGGAAUGUCAAUUUGAAUUUGAUUAAGUAUCUUUUAAAAAGUAACCCAUCACCCUGUAUGACUGCGCUAAAUUCCAAAUCGAUAUUCUUAUAAAUAACCAAAUUAUGAGGAUGUCUUCAUCUUAAAUGCGGCACAUUUUUUUUACAUUAAGUACUAUUGGAGAAUCUAAAUUGUUUUAAUUAUGAUCGAAUCUAUAAAGUCGUUUUCAACUGUAACUAAGAUCGUUACUUGAAUCUCGCUCCAACAAUGCUGUUAAAUUUCCCAAAACUUACAUAAUCAGUCCACGACCAUUUUUUGUAAACAAUUUUUUUCUUAAAAUUUUGCAUAAUUGGGAAUCUUUAGAAAUUAAAGA
Messenger RNA from Chrysoperla carnea, 1821 nucleotides. Its product is annotated as retinaldehyde-binding protein 1-like. Bases 283 to 1302 code for a protein of 339 amino acids. The record is from RefSeq and is a predicted model, not a curated record. Gene Ontology annotation, cellular component: membrane. Gene Ontology annotation, molecular function: phosphatidylinositol bisphosphate binding. NCBI's taxonomy places the organism in Eukaryota, Metazoa, Arthropoda, Insecta, Neuroptera, Chrysopidae. The transcript has 7 exons.